UUCUCAAGUUCAGGCAAAUACACCUCUGCGGUUUAAGGCAUAAUUUUUUUUUCAAUAAAAAAUCGCGGAUGUCGGGAAAAUAAGAUUGGUUAAUCCAUACGGUUGCAGUUAUGAAGUUAAUCUAAUUAAACGAAACCUUUGAAUUCGGUUUAAGCCCUAUUAUGGUACGUGAGGGGUUUCGUUUGGCCAAUUUUACGUCUGCACCUCAGUCAGUUUUAUCAUUCAGAUAAUUAUGACCAUACUGCAGGGUUGGGAUGACUAUUUAAUACUUUUCUGCUGAAGGAUUGGGGAUUGCUGCUUGGUGUGGUGCUGUGAAUGUGUUGCGUGGGGAUUUUAUAGUGAUUAGUUGUCUAGGUAAAUUAUGGAGUUAGUACGUGUCAUGCAGUUAGGUUACGCCUUAAUAUUAGGGGUAUUUUUCCUAAUGAUUUGGAUUUCACUGGUGGAAUCUAGAGAAACGGAAACAGUACGAUAUCCUCCGUGUUAUUUCAACCCGUUAUGUAGCUGUUCGAAAGCGGUACCGGAUCUAGGAAUUGUUAAAUGUCAGGAUAUUCACUUGCCAAGGAUUCCAGAGCACGUUAACAUUUCCAAAGUUUUCAUGUUACAUAUGGAAAACAACGGGUUGAGAACCAUUGAACCGUUUUUUUUGCAAAGUACAGGACUGUAUAAAAUUAUAAUUAGUAGAAACCCACUAACUCUGGUAACGGAUGAGGCGUUCUUGGGGUUGGAGAGAUCACUAUGGGAAUUAGAACUUAGUUACUGCCAAAUAACAAAAGUGCCCAAUCGGUCACUAAGGUACUUACAGAAAUUGCGUCUACUAGAUUUAACUGGUAACGAAAUAAAUAAAAUUUCCCCCGAAAAUUGGAGAGGACUUGAAAGUUCGUUAGAGGUAUUGGUGUUGGCAGAGAAUUCGAUAACUCACAUACCCAUAGAUGCCUUCGCGGGAUUACCAUUGCUAGAAACUAUAGACUUAAGAGGAAAUAAUCUAAGGGAGUUAGAUCCGUCGGUCUUCCGAGACGGCAUGGGAAAGCUGGCAUAUUUGCUGCUGGGCAAUAACCAGCUUUCGGCGAUACCGUACCAAGCAUUACAACCGUUAAGAACUUUGAAAACUCUGGACCUAAGCCAUAAUAGGGUCAACAAAAUGUCUCCCGCUACCGAACCAGGAAUUAAAAUAAAUUUAAACUUUCAACUUAAUCUGGACGUACUUAGAAUUGAUUACAAUCAAUUGAAAAUUCUGGAGCCGCUUUCUUUCCAAUAUUUUAACGUUCUAAACAAAACCUACCUUGACGGUAAUCCUAUAUCGGUAAUAGAGGACGAAGCCUUUCGACAAGCGAAAAUUAAGGAGCUUUACCUUCGUGGCUGCGGAUUGACCCAAAUUUCCCCGACGGCGUUCAUGGGCUUGGAAAACUUUUUGGAGUUGUUAGAUUUGUCGGGCAAUAACAUAUCUCUACUCCCUCAAGACGUAUUCAAUAGAUUUCAACUAAUUAGGAUUCUUUUGUUGAGGGACAAUAUCCUAUCUAAAAUCAAUCCUGCUGAAUUGUUCAACGCAUUUGUGCUUACUCUUAAUACACUGGACAUGAGUGGCACUGAUAACGCACCCAUGAGCAUACAGGAUUUACGAAGGUUCAGAAGCUUAAGAGCUUUAUCCCUGUCGCGUUUACCUCAGCCCCAUAUUGACCUCGAGGAUUUCCUUGAGUUCGGAAUCGAUCUGGAAGAACUAAAAAUCAACUUCGCCGGCAUACAAAGUAUUAAAAAUAAUGCGUUUAAGUACGUCCACGGAUUAAGGUCAAUUGAUAUGGCAGACAAUAGCAUAUCGACUAUAGAAAAUAAUGCAUUCGUUGACAUUGGACAUUCCUUGGAGUACUUAUCGCUGUCACAUGCGUUGUCUUCUUCUAUUUCGAGUGUACCGGUCGAAGCACUUAAAGUUCUAACAAAUCUGGAACACUUGGACCUAAGUAAUAAUCACUUACGAACUGUGCAGGAAACGAGUUUUCAUUUCCUCGGAAAACUUCGAAGUUUGGAACUGCAGGAUAACGUCAUAGAGGUCAUUCCCAAGGGAACUUUUCAAAGUGAUUACCAUGCAAACUUGGAGGAAAUUUACUUGUCAUUUAACAACCUAAAAACGAUUAGCCAACACACUUUCGUUCACCUGCCGCAACUUGAGCAACUCCACUUGGAUGAUAAUAGGAUAGACAAGUUGGAAAGGCGCUCUUUCAUGAACCUCGAACAUCUUAAAAGAUUGAAUUUGAAGGGAAAUAAAUUAUCUACGGUUUCGUACGAGACUUUUCAGAAUUUGCCUGAGCUGGAAGACUUAGAUAUGGCUUACAAUAGCCUGAUCAACUUCGAUUUCUCCAUGUUUGAUCAAGUUGGGACGCUGGCAAUGUUUCACGUAAAUGUUAGUCAUAAUAGUUUAAAAGAACUCACGUUGAAUAUGCCGCCAGCUUUUGAAUCCGACGUGGGUCUCGGAGGUCUCCAUUCAAACGUCAAGGUCUUGGAUAUGUCCUUCAAUAACAUUUCACUGAUCGCCAAGCAAUUCUUCAAACCGGCAGAACUGUCUCUGACUCACCUUUAUCUCGGACACAAUCGGAUCUUGAACGCCACGAGAGAUGUGUUCGGAAACAUGCCUCACUUGCAACGGUUAGACUUAUCGUGGAAUCAGAUCUACGAGAUGGAUUUCGAUAUGUUCCGAAAUACAAAAAAGCUUCAGCUUUUAGACGUUUCCAACAAUAGAAUCGCCGAUAUCCCAAGCGAUUUGUUUAGAUUUUUGAACAACCUAAGGAUAGUGAACUUUUCCCACAACAGGCUUAGGGCGCUACCGGACAACUUGUUUCGAGAACAGGGUCUGGAACGUUUAGAUAUUUCUCAUAACAUGCUUAGCAAAUUACCCUUGACGAGUAUGUCAGUGGCUACGGCUUUGUCAGUCUGCGAAUUGGAUGUAUCCUGGAAUUCAAUAUCGUCUUUGUCUCACGGAGGAGUUUUACAGCGAUUUAAGAAUCUGAACUGGCUGGAUUUAUCAUACAAUCGGUUAGCACAAAUUGAUUCCAAUACUUUUAAGGGGCUUCCAAGAUUAUCCAGUCUAGAUUUAAGUCACAAUCUUCAGUUGGCUCUAGAGCCAAACGGAUUAAGCUUUCAGGGCGUUGAAUAUUCGCUUCUGCAUUUGAACUUGGCCAACGUAUCUUUAAACAUGGUUCCUAUUCUACCCACCCCGAAUUUAGUAUCGCUCUCUUUGGCCCACAAUUCCUUACCUAACGUGCCACCUGAAAUGGCAACAAAUAUGACUAAUUUGCAAAAGUUAUAUUUGGACUACAACGAUUUAACAUCGGUGCCAAUUGUGACGCAUUCGUUGUUUGAGCUGCGGUAUCUGUCCAUGGUCUCCAAUCCCGUUACGUAUCUAAGCAAUACCAGUUUGUUGGGUGUUGCCGACCAUUUGGAGGAACUAGAUAUUAGGAAUUUUGAUUUAAACACUUUGGAGGCGGGAGCGUUCUGCAAAAUGUACUCCUUAAGAACUCUGAAAAUAAAUUUGUACACUGACCUUAAAUUGUUUAAUAUUCCAACAAUAAUUCAGUGGAAUAGCGGGCUGAGAAAUCUUGAAAUUCACGUAAAUAAGGCAACAGAUAGCACUUUGGAAAAGGAGAUGAUAGGAGACCUUCCUCCGAAAUUAAGAAAUGUGACUUUCUCCGGACGGGGCUUAAAAAAAUUGGGAAACAAUAUUUUACAGGGUACAAGAAGUCCAGAACUACACCUCUGCUUUCGAAACACCAGCGUUAUGAAAAUCUCCGAAACAUUCUUUAGGAACUUAGGUCGAGCCAGAAAUAUCACUUUGGAUGUAAGAUAUAAUCCAGAAUUAAAAAGUUUAAUGAAUCCGUCAACUGGUUCCAAACCUGACCUAUUUAAAAAGACGUUCCUUAUGGAACUAGAUAUCACCGGCAAUAAAUGGGAUUGCGAUUGUGACUUGGGAUGGAUUGAGGUCUGGCAAAGAAAACGCAGACAAUACAUUUGCGAUCGUAGUCCAAGUGUCACUCCAUCAUUUAAUCAUUUUGACUAUAGUUGCCGGCAUGUGGAUGACGACUUAAGGACCGCCGCUUGUGCGAAUAGGAAUAACCAAUCUGUCAUAGAAAUUUUGAAAUCGGAAAUUGAAUGUGGCUGGAGUUCAGCAAUGCCAUUGCAUACGUGGCAAACGAGUGUUGCCAUUCUUUUAUGUUUGCUACUGCAAUUUUUAAUAUAAGAUGUCGUUAAAGUGUAUAGGCGACUACUGGCAACGUUUUUUUUUUUGUUUUGACUCGGAUUCGAUUAGGAGUUUGUGAUGACUGUUAUGCUUAUAUAAAAAACUGUUCAUUCGUUUCAAGCGGUUGUGCUUGCAAAGCACGUAUUAUACUUAAGUAUUGUCAUUUGAUAUAAAAUAUUUAUUAUUUCAUUAUAAGUGAAAAGUUUUUUCGACUUAGAGUCACCGCUAGUUGGGAAGUUUUUCUGCUAUAUAUCGCAAAUGUAAAUAUACUGUUGGAAACUUCAUAUUUUUAAUAUUUUUUUAAAUAAAAUAUGAUGGUACGUAUAGAGGAGACCCCGUUGUAUUGAAUUAAAUGUC
This is a messenger RNA of Cylas formicarius (sweet potato weevil), 4579 nucleotides long. RefSeq names its product chaoptin (gene chp). Gene Ontology annotation, molecular function: protein binding. The coding region runs from base 362 to 4222 and encodes 1286 amino acids. The transcript is spliced from 17 exons. The record is from RefSeq and is a predicted model, not a curated record. NCBI's taxonomy places the organism in Eukaryota, Metazoa, Arthropoda, Insecta, Coleoptera, Brentidae.